AUGGCGUCCCUACAGCCAGGACAGCAGCACCUGUGCGCUGCAGAGCACGAAGAUAUGCCAGACAAAUGUCUUCUUAUGAAAAACUCGCAAGUUCCCGAUGAGGAAGUUCAAGAGUUGAUUCCGCUCCGUGACGGUGAGAUACUCAUGAUUGGGCGUGACCCAGGCUCGGACUGGUGUGUCAAAGAUGACCUCGACUUCUUGGUUUCACGAAAGCACUGCGAAUUUUACGUUGUCAAAUAUGACCAGUCCAGCAGUCUCGUCUACGUGCGCGACCGCAAUUCACGCAACGGAACCUACGUCAACCGCAUCCAGAUCGGCAAGACCACUGGCCCUUCUCCCGGAUACCUUUUGAAACACGGCGAUGUGAUCAACAUCCUGCCCUACUGGUCCUUUACGUUCUGCGACAAGCAGCCCCAGAAGUGCCACGCUCUUACCGAGAUUCAGCAAGCCGAGUGCAAGUUGUUUGACGACAAAUAUGUGAUCUCACAGCGUUGUCUUGGUCAAGGCGCCGACGGAGUCGUUUACCUCGCAACGGAAAGCGAAACGAAGAAGCAAGUGGUUUGUAAAGUGGUGUCUUUAAAGCCGGCUCGGAACAACAAGAACCAAGCGGACCUGCGGCGCAAACUGCAGGAAGCCGACGUGCUUCGACAGCUUCAGCACCCAAACAUCGUCCCAUUUGUCGAUGCCAUCGUUUCGCCUCAUUCCCUGUACACCUUCACUGAACUUGCGACGGGCGGAGAUCUGUGGUCUUUCAUCUAUCGUCACGGCAAGGAGAAACCCCUUGGCGAGUACGAAACGCGAGUCAUCACUCGACAGGUGGUUCGCGGUUUGCAGUAUCUCCACAGAAAGGGCGUCGUGCACCGCGACCUGAAGCCAGAGAACAUUCUGCUGGCCUAUUCUCCCAGAAUCAACUGCCAUCGUGUCAUGCUCUCAGACUUUGGAGCAUGUGCAGUUCCCAAUCGGAGCAGAAUGGUCACCCGUGCUGGCACGCCAAACUACCAGGCGCCGGAGAUUCGCGCUGGGGCUCAGUCGCAGACAGCCGCCGUCGACAUUUGGUCGCUGGGCAUAAUCGUGCACAUGAUGCUCUCACACAACCCGGAUUGUUGCGAAGCCAGCGAAGUUGAUGAACCGGAUCAAGAGAAUUGCGACGAGCUCCAGGUUGGCGAAGCUCUUGGAAAGGGCAAAUUCUCUCGUAAUUGUGAACAUUUCGUGUGGCGCUGUCUCCAGGUAUUGCCCUCGGAUCGCAUGACCGCCAGGGAGGCGAAGUGCCACGACUGGCUCUGCAAACCUGAGAGGCUUUGCGAAAGGUUUCGAGAACUGGACCGAAGAACCAUGGCUGACUGGAAACCACCGACACAGCUCAGGCCCAUGCCGAUGGAGCUGCCAAAUGUGCUUACGGCUGUCGGCGCCUAUUACGAAAACAACAGAUCAACGGGCGCGAGUGACUGUCUCCAUCCCUCUGACGACUCUGAAGUGGUGGAAGAGCCGUCUCAGUAUUUUCAACCGAAAGUGUGGUCGCCUACAAAGGGCCAAGCCGAGCCGGAUCGUGACGUUGAAACGAUUGAUUUCCCCGCGGAGUCUCGAAUGAACAGUCUACUGACAGAGACGACCCCCAUUGACAUGAUCAACGGCUCCCCAGAGGGAUUUCCUGAUGACGCAGUCUCCCCAUUCGCACAGGCGGCAGUCAAGUCGACGGCCAUGCGCGUGGCUGCGCGAAAGGUGAGGAUACAGGAUGCUUCACGCCUGCCGGUGCCAAGCUGGAAAAGGAGGCUCCUUGCUGGUGACACCACGAGCGCUAAACGACACCAGAAAGAGCAAGUGCCCGAGAUGGUGGAAUGCGGAGAGGCCAAGUCAUCGUCCUUUGGCGUAGCGACGACCAACGUGGCGACUCUUGCUGUGAACGAUGCCACUCGUGGGCCAGCGCACGAUGAGCUCGCAUCGUCGACUAGCGUCAACACACCAGCGCUCGUUUCGCACUGA
Messenger RNA from Purpureocillium takamizusanense, 1980 nucleotides. RefSeq names its product Non-specific serine/threonine protein kinase. Gene Ontology annotation, molecular function: ATP binding; protein serine/threonine kinase activity; protein binding. NCBI's taxonomy places the organism in Eukaryota, Fungi, Ascomycota, Sordariomycetes, Hypocreales, Ophiocordycipitaceae. The record is from RefSeq and is a predicted model, not a curated record. The transcript is spliced from 7 exons. Gene Ontology annotation, biological process: meiotic recombination checkpoint signaling; protein phosphorylation. The coding region runs from base 1 to 1980 and encodes 659 amino acids. Gene Ontology annotation, cellular component: nucleus; cytoplasm.